Hyposmocoma kahamanoa is the source of this 2556-nucleotide messenger RNA. RefSeq names its product four and a half LIM domains protein 2 (gene Lmpt). Gene Ontology annotation, cellular component: nucleus; Z disc. The coding region runs from base 106 to 2028 and encodes 640 amino acids. NCBI's taxonomy places the organism in Eukaryota, Metazoa, Arthropoda, Insecta, Lepidoptera, Cosmopterigidae. The record is from RefSeq and is a predicted model, not a curated record. The transcript has 7 exons. Gene Ontology annotation, molecular function: zinc ion binding; transcription coregulator activity.
CCCAGCGUACUCUGCAUCCCUGCUCCCUUUUACCCUUUAAAAUUAACCCCAUCCGACUCCGACAGAAUUAAAAUAAACAAACCGUGUGAUCCGUGUGACGUGAAAAUGGGAUUGUUGCUCUCCGUAAUAAUCUCGUACGCGGGGGUUCGCGAAGCGAUGGAGUGCCUUAACCACAUCAUGAGCGGCCUGGUGCCCGAGACCGAGCCCGACUUCCGCGACCUUGUCGAGUACUACAACAAGCUUCUCCAGCGACAACCUAACCCGUCCGCCGCGCUCUGCAGCGCGCAAUGCGGUCAAGGAUACCUAUGCCUCACCGAGGAUGAAAAUGGACUUCUAAAAUCAGCCGCCGUCAAGUUUUUCGGCGAAGUUCCCGACUCGACAGCCAUAUUGUUCUCGACUAAAAUUUCUAGCUUUGGCCAAGAUUCUGUUGAAGACUCUAAUAACUUCCAAGCUAACGGUGACUACAGGACAGAAAGGUAUACGCCGACGAGGACAAAAACCAUAAUUUCCAACACAUCAGAAUCGUUCAGUGUCGGAGUAAGAGACAAAUCACCUGCUUCUGAAAACAUUUCAGAUCAUCGUUUUUCCGCAAAUUCUUCCGAGCGUGACGAACGCGACGAAGCAAAUUCAGAAUCCACAGAGAAACUGACCUGGCAUUACCGUCCUAAGAGCCCCGUCCAACCAACACUGCCCGAAAUACAAUUCCAGUCAUAUGACGACGAUACCCCAGGAGUGACUAUUUACAGCGAAGAGUUCUUAAGAUCACUUGACGGAAUUAAGUUCCGACCGUUGCAACGAAGCGACCCGAGUGGCAGGCGUCGCAGUUUCAAAAAACGCCAUUCUUCGUCCUCGACCUCGUCGCGAGAAUCGCGGGCGUCGCGCGAGGAGGAACUUAAGAUGUUCACGUCACUCGAGGAAGCUGAGUUCGAUCGUAUGGCAACAGAAAGUGCCGGUUUCGGGAGCACUCCUAAUCUGUCGGCGCGUUCUUAUUCCAGAAGUCGGUCGCGAGAAAACUCGGCCGAAGAGAAACAUGAGUGGAGCGCGGACGCUGCUCCAGCAACAGACAGCGCUCUCAAGCCGCUCAAGGACUUGCCCAAACUCGACUCCUUCGAGGAGGAGAAGGAAGACAAAGAGAAGCUAAUUUUCAGCGGCGAAUACACCAAGGCGAUGAACAAGGACUGGCACAGCGGCCACUUCUGCUGCUGGCAGUGCGACGAGUCGCUGACAGGUCAGCGCUACGUGCUUCGCGAUGAACAUCCUUACUGCAUCAAGUGCUACGAGAGCGUCUUCGCCAAUGGAUGCGAAGAGUGCAAUAAGAUAAUCGGCAUUGACUCGAAGGAUUUGUCGUACAAAGACAAGCACUGGCACGAGGCGUGUUUCCUGUGUGCGAAGUGUCGCGUCUCCCUAGUGGAUAAGCAGUUCGGCUCCAAGCUCGACAAGAUCUACUGUGGCAACUGCUAUGAUGCCCAGUUCGCCAGCCGCUGUGAUGGCUGCGGUGACGUCUUCCGUGCUGGCACGAAAAAGAUGGAAUACAAGACCCGGCAGUGGCACGAGAAGUGUUUCUGCUGCGUAGUGUGCAAGAACCCUAUCGGCACCAAGUCCUUUAUCCCCAGGGAGCAAGAGAUCUACUGCGCUGGCUGCUAUGAAGACAAGUUCGCCACACGCUGCGUCAAAUGCAACAAGAUCAUCACGCAAGGCGGCGUCACGUACAAGAACGAGCCAUGGCACCGCGAAUGCUUCACUUGCACAAACUGCAAUACCUCUCUGGCUGGCCAGCGGUUCACAUCGCGCGACGAGAAACCAUACUGCGCUGAGUGCUUCGGAGAGCUCUUCGCUAAGCGCUGCACUUCUUGCACCAAGCCCAUUACCGGCAUCGGUGGCACCCGCUUCAUCUCGUUCGAGGACCGCCACUGGCACAACGACUGCUUCAUCUGCGCGCAGUGCAAGACCAGCCUGGUCGGCAAGGGCUUCAUCACCGACGGCCAGGACAUCAUCUGCCCCGAGUGCGCCAAGCAGAAACUCAUGUAAAUACACUCACACAACAUCACAGAACCUGUCCUUUGCUUCACAUCUUGGCAUCGUUAACUAAUUUCAAAUUUGCCUUUAACGCUGUCCCUUUUUCGGAAAUAUUUAUGUGUUAAAUAAGUCUGCAAAGAGGGGUAAUUUAGUCUUCAUAUUCGAAAAACAAUCUAGACAAAUAUAAUUUUGACUUAAUUGUCUUCGAAUACGAAGGCCAGCAAGCACGAGUGUCAACUAAUACAGAAUUUUAAGGUAAUCAAUUCGACUGUAACUUUGUUUUUGUGCUUGUACAGCGUUGAUACGGUUCUACCGUUAAUCGUUAAAGCGAGAGACUGGUGCUUCAAUGCGCAGGAUUCACUCGGCGAUCUGCCUGACCUUAAGAACUAAUUACUUCUCAUAGGUCCAACCCUAGUUACUUGUUACUUAAAAGCGUUGUUGAUUAUAUUUUUAUACAAAAAAAAAAACAAAAAUCACAAAAAAAGAAAGUGGAUGCACAAAACAUGUAAAGUAUUUAAACAAUUUCGCUUUUUCUUCUAC